AUGGUUAUCCUCAUUACCGGAAGCACUGGUUACCUUGGUGGCCAUUUGGUCAAUGAAGCAUUGAAACGAGGUCACAGUGUUCGCGCCGUUGUGCGAACGGAGUCAUCGUUCAAGAAGCUUGCUGGGCAAUUCCCCCAACACGCAUCGAAGCUAUCACAUGUCGUCGUAUCUGAUUUCACCGUCCCGGAGGCGUUCGAGGGUGCGUUCGAGGACGUGGACGGUGUGAUCCAUUCCGCCUCUCCAUUCAACCUGGAACCAAAGAACAACGAAGAAGAUCUUCUUAAACCUGCUAUUAAGGGCUCUGUAGCUAUGCUCGAUGCCGCAUUACGCUACGGUAAAGAUGUCAAGCGUGUAGUUGUUACAUCUUCUCACGCCUCCGUCGCCGACACCUCCAAAGGAUUGCGACCUGGUUAUGUGUACAACGAGAAGGACUGGAAUCCUACAACCUACGAACAGGCUGCUGACCAAGCCACCGAUGGUGUGACGGCCUACUGUGCUUCAAAGGCUCUGGCUGAGCGCGCCGUGUGGAAGUGGGCUGAAGAGCACAAAGAUGCCCCAUUCGAUGUCGUUACAAUCACUCCGCCGUGGAUCUUUGGGCCGUAUGUUACGGAGCUGACAUCCACAGCUCAUUUAAGUGAAAGCGUCCGAUUGGUUUACAAUCUUCUAGGAGCCAAGGAAGUGCCAGCGUUCGAUUUUGGUGGAUAUGCAGAUGUCCGCGAAGUCAGUGCUGCCCACUUGCUUGCCCUUGAAGUGCCUGCCGCUGGUGGACAACGUUUCUGGGUCGGACAGCCUCUCCGAUGGCAGGCUGUGGUCGACGUCGGGCGAGAGGAGUUUCCAGAGUUAAAAUCGAGGUUGCCAGAAGGAAAACCGGGAUGGAGAGAAGAUGCUUAUGGUGUGGAUGGCAGUAAGGCGGAAAGAGUGUUGGGUCUCAAGUAUCUCACAUUCAAGGAGACUGUCAGAGAUACCUUUGCUCAGCUACUAUCCGCGGAACGGGCUGAAGCUGCAGCAUAA
Trichoderma aggressivum f. europaeum is the source of this 1011-nucleotide messenger RNA. RefSeq lists its product as uncharacterized. The record is from RefSeq and is a predicted model, not a curated record. The transcript has a single exon. Gene Ontology annotation, molecular function: oxidoreductase activity, acting on the CH-OH group of donors, NAD or NADP as acceptor. The coding region runs from base 1 to 1011 and encodes 336 amino acids. NCBI's taxonomy places the organism in Eukaryota, Fungi, Ascomycota, Sordariomycetes, Hypocreales, Hypocreaceae.